Carassius auratus (goldfish) is the source of this 4702-nucleotide messenger RNA. Its product is annotated as sorting nexin-27-like. The transcript is spliced from 13 exons. Gene Ontology annotation, biological process: endocytic recycling; signal transduction; intracellular protein transport. The record is from RefSeq and is a predicted model, not a curated record. Lineage: Eukaryota; Metazoa; Chordata; Actinopteri; Cypriniformes; Cyprinidae. Gene Ontology annotation, molecular function: phosphatidylinositol-3-phosphate binding; protein binding. The coding region runs from base 155 to 1855 and encodes 566 amino acids. Gene Ontology annotation, cellular component: early endosome.
AUUGCGAACACAGCCGGUGUCUCGUGCAGGGGGCGGGCUGGCGUCAGUCUUUCCCGUCUGGAGUCUGACGCACUCCGCCAGCCAAUAAGCUCAUGUAGCACUUCGGCGCCCGAGCCCGCUGUGGAGGCACUAGGCAGGAGUUCUUCAAAUAAAGAUGGCAGAUGUUGUCGAAGGAGACGGCACUUGCUCCGCUGGUCCUUCCACGCUUCACUCGGCGGCUCUCAACGGCUCCGGCAUGAGCUCGGGGACCUGCGCCGGCGGCAUCGUCGCGACCACGGUCACCUCCGGGCCUCGGCUGGUCCGCAUCGUCAAGUCGGACUCGGGCUAUGGCUUCAACGUCCGCGGGCAAGUAAGCGAAGGAGGGCAACUAAGGAGCAUCAACGGAGAACUUUACGCCCCGCUGCAGCACGUCAGCGCCGUGUUACCGGGCGGCGCGGCAGACCGAGCCGGAAUCUCAAAGGGCGACCGUAUUCUUGAAGUAAAUGGGGUGAAUGUGGAAGGGGCCACUCAUAAGCAGGUGGUAGAUCUCAUCCGAGCAGGAGAGAAAGAGUUAGUCUUGGCCAUCCUGUCGGUUCCUCAGCCAGAGAUGGACAGCCUUGAUCCCGGGGACGAUGGCUCAUCUCAGUCCUGCUAUGACUACAGCGACAAGCAGGCCGUGCCCAUCUCCGUGCCCACCUACAAACAUGUGGAACAGAACGGAGAGAAGUUUGUAGUCUACAACGUGUACAUGGCAGGCAGGCAGUUGUGCUCAAAGCGUUAUCGGGAGUUUGCCAUCUUGCAUCAGAAUCUGAAGAGGGAAUUUGGCAACUUUGUGUUUCCCAAGCUGCCGGGGAAAUGGCCUUUCUCCCUGUCUGAGCAACAGCUAGACGCUCGCAGGCGAGGGCUGGAGGAAUACUUGGAGAAAGUGUGUUCUGUUCGGGUAAUCGGAGAGAGUGACAUCAUGCAGGAGUUUUUGUCGGAGUCUGAUGAGAAUUAUAAUGGUGUUUCUGAUGUGGAGCUAAGGAUAGCCAUGCCAGACAAAACUACAGUUACGAUCCGGGUGCGAAAGAAUUGCACAACAGACCAGGUCUACCAGGCUGUUGUAACAAAAAUUGGGAUGGACAGCAUUACUGCAAGUUAUUUUGCUCUGUUUGAAGUCAUUAACCACUCCUUUGCACGCAAGCUGGCCCCUAAUGAGUUCCCACAUAAGCUGUAUGUGCAGAACUAUACAUCUGCCAUCCCAGGCACCUGCCUCACACUUCGCAAGUGGCUCUUCACCACAGAAGAAGAGAUUCUGCUCAACGACAAUGAGCUGGCCAUCAACUAUUGCUUUCAUCAGGCUCUGGAUGAUGUGAAAAAGGGAUUCAUCAAAGUGGCAGAGAAAUCCUACCAGCUCCAAAAGCUCACUGAACAGAGGAAAAUGACCAUGUAUUUAAGUAUUCUGAGGACUUGUGAGGGCUACAAUGAGAUCACUUUCCCGCACUGCUCCUGUGACUCACGUAGGAAAGGUCACGUUGUUACAGCGAUAAGCAUCCGCCACUUUAAACUCCAUGCGUGCACCGAGGAUGGCACUCUAGAGAAUCAGGUGAUAGCUUUUGAAUGGUCGGAGAUGCAGAGAUGGGACACGGAUGAAGAGGGAAUGGCUUUCUGUUUCGAGUACGCGCGAGGGGAGAAGAAACCUCGCUGGGUCAAAAUCUUCACUCCAUAUUUCAACUACAUGCACGAGUGCUUCGAGAGAGUCUUCUGUGAGCUCAAAUGGAGAAAAGAGGUUGAGGAGGAGGCCAUAGACAAGGACAAUAAGAACUGCAGUAAAGAUGGUAUGUGUGGUAAGAAUAUCUUCCAUCUGUUGAGACACAGAAGGGAUGGAGGCACAUGAACGAAGAGAUCAUCUCCUCUUGAAUUCUGAUACACGCACACGUACACUAAAAGCUGCAUACAGAGACUCAGAAAACAUUUAGAACCAGUCCCAUAUUCUUAAACGUACUCCACUACUGAUACACACUUACUGAAAUAGGAAGAUACGAAGCAGGAAAUAAUACAACCACAGUAUAACGAUCAAAAUAUGGAACUACGGGAGACUUUUAGAGACUCACGCCAUCAUUUCACUGGACUGGACAGAAUUCUGUUGGACGUAGUGACUGCCAGGGAGAGAUGACACUGAAAGACUGUGAUGCUCCAGUAGACAGACAUGGUGAAGUGAUGUCUGAUGAACACACCCUGGUCGUUGACAUGGCACCGGCAUUUGUGACUAAUUCACAAGACGCGGUCUUCAGAUGCAGACAGCUGAGAGACUGAACUGUGCUUCUGUGGAGUGUGUCAAUAUAAAGACGUGUAAAGGUCGGCGGUCUGACUAAUGCGUCAUCCUGACAGUAACACGCGCAUCUGUGAGGGGCAGGGAUGCUCUCCCAGAAUCUAUCAAUUCAACAAGCAAAAACCAUUACUCCAUUUUCCACUUGGACAAUCAGAGUGAGAGAGGGAAAGAGAAAACAAGCCUUCUCAAGUGAGUAGAAACAAGGGCAAGAGAGACGGAUCAAUACUUUCCAUGCUUUUCCACACUAAUUUGUCUCUUACCUCACUAUUACCACUGUGUUGGUUGUAGGUUUGUACAGAUUUUCAGCCUUUAGCUGAACCGAGGUCUUUAAUUUAAUUCUUGUGUGUGUGUGUGUGUGUGUGUGCUCUCAUCUGCCUUUUAUUCUCCAAAGCAGUAUUUGAUUGCAUUAGCCAUCGUCAGGCCCAGAUGGAAUUUCGGUGCUGAUUUAAUUGGAAAUUUCUGCUGGUUAAAUGUGCUACAAUUGGUCAGUGACGUGAUGCUCUUUUUCAAAUUUAUGUCUCAAUGUCUUGUAAAAGGCUUUUGUCCUUUCUGACACAGUAUUUGAAGGCUCCUAGUAUUAGUUUUACUAGCUAGUAUUAUUAUUAAAUUGCUUUUGAUAUGCUUUGCUUUAAUUAUUACAAUGCUGCUUGUUGUCAAACUCUUUUAUUAAUUAAGAGUCGGUAUAUUAUGUGCAUUAGUCACAACUGUUCUAAAAAUGUCAAGAACUGUGUAGACUUAAUUACAGGAAAAAGCUCAAACAUUUGAUUCUUCAUUUAUUUUUAUGAUUAUUUUAAUUGAACUAUAAAUUAAAUAGUUUUUAAUCAUCCUGGGGCCGUGUGAGAAGUUUGCAGAGGUGUCCCCAGACCUCUGCUUUAGAAUCACUGAUAUACAUAUUUUUCCAUACCAUAUGAAACAAACUUUAAUAUAAAAAGUGAUUUGAAAUACUUUUUUUUUUUUUUUUUUUUACAACUUUUUUUAAUGGGCAUGUCAAUGACCCAAACACAGCUGAAGGUAACUUUAUUAGUAGCUGAAUGCAUGAUCAAAUAAGACAUUAUUGUAUAAUGUUUAAAAUGAACGCUCAAGGGCUGGUGAAUAUGAAACUGCAGAGAUUCUGUGUGGGUCUGGUCAUGGCUGUAGAACACCUGCCCACUGAUCAUCUGUACCAGUGCUGUGUGGGUGUUCACACUGCUUAUAUAUGACUUGAGUUGUAUUAAGUGUUAAAAAUGUGAAGCACUGACUUGGAAAGCCAGCAGUGUUAGUUAUAUGUUCAUAUUGGGCUGUUUAGUUUGAGAGUUUCAGGAUGCAAUGCCUUCAUCCGGCAGUAGGUGGCUCUGACCUCACAGGAAGCGGUCUGCAUCAAACCAGAUGUGAGUGUUAAUCCUUUGACUGACUGUUUUUCAGUGUUACUUAUUGUAGCGCAGGCGCAUACAAACCUGUCACUCCAGAGCAGUCAUGACAUGUUUUGCACUUUUUAAAUGACAUGUGAUGUGUGUGAUGCGAGUUAAAGACUGACAGCUUGCCAUUUCUGUCCUGCACUGUUCCAUUAUGUUUCUCGAUCAUCGCAUUCAUUGACUUUAAAGGGAUAUUUUGGGUUUUAAACACAAGAUGAGCCCAUUUGAUGAAACUUUUGCCACAAAGACUAUUACCACCAAAAGUAUUAUACAAUACAUAUUUUAUUGUGAAAUCACAUAAUUUUCUGUUGUUUUGAAGCUAUGGUCAUUUCUAAACCCUGAAAUGACUGACACAAACAAUUUUUUUAAGCUCAAAUACUGCAAGUUUUACCAAAAUACUGCUGUGUUUUGUUUUUUAAUAAAAUACGUUUCAUAUUUCUGGUUUUAAAUCUUCUCAAAAUUGGCUCCAUGUUAACUUUUUUUGUUUCUUUUUGUCCCCCCUUGAAAUAAAACCAAAAGGGCAAAUCAAAAAUAUUCACAGAUUCAUGCAAAGCCUUUGCAUAAGCAUAUGGUUCAAAUAUCUCUUAUUUCUUGACAGAUGGUUUGUCAUAGACUCCAAGAUGAGACUUUUACCUGUGUCUGUGCGUAUCUCUCCCCCUCUCUCAUGUAUUCUCUCUAUCUGGUUGUCUUUCUCUAUUGACUGAUACUUUAAUUUAUUUGAAUAUGAAACUCAAUUACAAAUAUCUCUGUGUACAGUAUUUUCAGCGGUGUGAGUUUUUGAGUAACCUUUUCAAAAAUAAGGCACAAAUGCAUUUAUAAAGUGACAGUAAACUGAAAUAAGCAAUGGGGCACAUACUGCUAAUAAAAAAAAGAAAAAAAAAAGCAAAACGAGCCGGAUACCUGGAGGGGGUUUUGAAACCGAAAUCUCAAGCUGAUAUGACUUGAUGUAAAAGCAAAAUGUUUGGUCAUAGCAUUAUGAAAUGUAACAUAUUCUUUUAAAUAAAUUGAUUUAUUGAUUCAA